GAGAGAGAGAGAGAGAGAGAGUCGCCAUGUUUCUCCUCAUCAUUCCUGAAACACACUCAGUGGCGGCGGGCAGAUGAGACAGAAUCACCCCGUCACCCCACAUCCACACCACCACCAUCCUCCUCCUCAUCUUCACCCCAUCAUCAUCAUCUGACGGAUUUCAUCCCGCGGGCAGGACUUAUUUUCAAGGAAUUAUUCACGGGAAUAGGACUAUGGAAAACUAAGCGACACUCAAUCGGUGCCUUUGGAGAACUUCGCUAAACUCAUUAUUGCGGACAUAAACAUAUUUUAUUCAUCUUUUCCACGCACGUAAUGCCUAAAUAUCACAGUUGGGGGGCGUGUCAUGUUAUUCCUGUUUGUUUUGAGGAAAAUUCUCUUUGAGGACGAGCUAAAAUCUGUUAGCCUGCUAGCCAAACGUCUUUAUUAGCCGGAUCAUUAGCAUCAGUUAUUUUAACCCGUUAAAGUUGAACAAACUGGGGAUGUUUUACAGUCUCUAUACAUGACAUGGUUUGACACUAAUACUUGUUAAUAUUACUACACUGUUUUUUGUAUUUAUAUGAGAGAAAGCUAGUUGAGAUACAUUGUGUCGCGGGAAUGUUGUUAGCUCGUUAGCUUGAGUAGCUACAGAAAAGGCACUUAAAUGUAUGUAGAUUAAUAUUUAUCAAACGCAAGAGAUAAAUUACAGUUUUAUAUAAACGUGGAAGGUGUUUUUGGGUAAAUGUCUUAAAUUGUUAUUUCCCCCCCCAUUUGGUGGUUUGUUGAUCUUCCACUGAGUGCGUUAAAAGAUGUAGUGAAAAGUUUUAUUUGGUAUGAAACUAAAAUUAUUUUUGAGUUUACUGCAGUUUUGUGACUGCAUUUUACUGUGAUGAUGGGUGGAUUAUAUUUAUAGCUAUUUAGACAGAUCCCCUCCAAAGACUGUUCGUGUAUUUGCAUUGAUUUUAAUAACAUUACACUACAUUUUUUUGGGACUGACACUCGUUUUGCACCAUGUCUGGAGAAGUGCGUUUGAAAAAGCUGGAAAAACUGAUUCUGGAUGGUCCUGUCCAGUCCAAUGGACAGUCUUUUAGUGUGGAAACUCUUCUGGAUGUUCUCAUCAGCCUUUAUGAUGAGUGCACCAACUCCCCACUCAGAAGAGAGAAGAACAUUGCAGAGUUUUUGGAAUGGGCCAAGCCGUUCACCUCUAAAGUGAAACAGAUGCGAUUGCACAAAGAGGACUUCGAGAUCCUGAAGGUCAUUGGUCGAGGAGCUUUUGGCGAGGUAGCAGUUGUAAAGGUGAAAAGUUCAGACAAGGUGUUCGCCAUGAAGAUCCUCAACAAGUGGGAGAUGCUGAAAAGAGCAGAGACAGCUUGUUUCCGGGAGGAGCGGGACGUGCUGGUAAACGGGGACUGUCAGUGGAUCACCAGACUCCACUACGCCUUUCAGGAUGACAACUUCCUGUACCUGGUGAUGGAUUACUACGUGGGUGGUGACCUCUUGACUCUUCUCAGCAAGUUUGAGGACCGUUUGCCAGAGGACAUGGCCCGAUUUUACCUGGCUGAGAUGGUUCUGGCAAUCGAUUCUGUGCAUCAGCUCCACUAUGUCCACAGAGACAUCAAGCCAGAUAACAUUCUGCUGGACGUGAACGGACACAUUCGGCUCGCAGAUUUCGGCUCCUGUCUUAAACUCACAGAGGACGGAACGGUGCAAUCCUCUGUCGCUGUGGGUACUCCAGACUACAUCUCUCCUGAGAUCCUGCAGGCCAUGGAGGACGGGAAAGGGAAAUAUGGGCCGGAAUGUGACUGGUGGUCACUGGGGGUCUGCAUGUAUGAGAUGCUGUACGGGGAAACUCCUUUCUAUGCGGAGUCCCUGGUGGAAACGUAUGGCAAGAUUAUGAACCACAAGGAGCGGUUCCAGUUCCCUGCUCAUGUGACGGACGUAUCUGAAAAUGCCAAAGACCUGAUCCGCAGACUCAUCUGCUGCAGAGAGCACAGGCUGGGUCAGAACGGCAUUGAAGAUUUCAAACAGCACCCUUUCUUUUCCGGCAUUGACUGGCAAAACAUCCGCAACUGUGACGCCCCCUACAUCCCUGAAGUCAGCAGCCCAUCUGACACGUCAAACUUUGACGUGGAUGACGACUGCCUCAAGAACACGGAGACAAUGCCGCCUCCUUCCCACACCGCCUUCUCAGGACACCAUCUCCCAUUUGUAGGAUUUACCUACACCAGCAGCUGUACUCUGUCUGACCGUGGUUGCCUGCGGGAGUCUGCGGCACCUGCACAAAUGGAUGUGUCCGUGCAGCGCGGCCUGGAGGACAGUCUGGCCACUGAGGCGUACGAACGGAGGAUCCGCCGUCUGGAGCAGGAGAAGCUGGAGCUCAGUCGCAAACUACAAGAGUCUACAAAAACGGUUCAGGCUCUGCAAUACUCCAGCGGGGACGGACCUGCUUCCUCCAACAGAGAAGUUGAGAUCCGUGGACUGAAGGAGGAGUUAGAAAUGCUAAGGAAACAGAUCGCAGAUACAGGACAGGUGGAGCAGCAGUUAGAACAGGCCAGUUCUGCCCGCAGAGAUCUGGAGGACUCCUCCAAACAGAUCCGAUCUCUGGAGAAACAGCUCAAGAGCAUGAAGCAGGAGAGAGAUGACCUGCAGAAGGGUCUGCAGGAAUCCUCAGAGAAGUUGAAGACUCAAGGGAAGGAGCUGAAGGAGGCGGACAGCCAGAGGAAACUGGCCAUUCAGGAGUUUGCAGAGGUGAGCGAGAAGGUGACGGAGCUGCGGUCACACAAGCAGCGGCUCUCCCGACAGCUCCGGGACAAAGAGGAGGAGAUGGAUUCCCUCAAUCAGAAGGUGGAGGCGCUGCGGAUAGAAGUGCGCAAAGCCGAGCGGGCCAAGAAAGAGAUGGAGGCCCAGGCUGAAGAGUGGUCUGCUGAAACUCAGAAAGAGAAGAAGCUGAGGGAACGCAGUGAGCAGUACAGCAGACAGCUGGAAGAGGAGCUGGAGGGAAUGAAGCAGAAGCAGGUGGGCCGUUCUCCAAGCGUUGGGUCAUCUGAGCAGCACCAGGAGCUCAGUAAAUUACGAGCAGACCUGGAGAAAAAGACCACGUUCUAUGAGGAAGAGCUGUCACGCAGAGACCAACAACAUGCCAACGAACUGAAGAACCUGAAGAAGGAGCUGCGGGAGUCAGAGGGACAGCAGCUCACCUUGAAGAAAGAAAUCAUGAUGCUCAAAGACAAGCUGGAGAAGACCCGCCGAGAGAGUCAGAGCGAUCGAGAGGAGUUUGAGACCGAUUACAAACAGAAGUACGAGAGAGAGCGAGUGCUGCUGUCAGAGGAGAACAAGAAACUUUCCAGCGAACUUGACAAGAUGAUGUCUUCGUUUGAGAAGUUGAGCUGCAAUCACAAAAAGCUGGAUGAGGAGAUGAGAGAACUGGCGGAUAAGAAAGAGAGUGUGGCCCACUGGGAGGCCCAGAUCACAGAAAUCAUUCAAUGGGUCAGUGAUGAGAAAGAUGCUCGAGGUUAUCUGCAGGCUUUGGCCACUAAGAUGACAGAAGACCUGGAAGGUCUGAGGAACACCAGUCUGGGUGCACGUGCUACUGACAUGCCAUGGAAGGUGAGACGUUUGGCUAAGCUGGACAUGUCUGCGCGUCUGGAGCUGCAGUCUGCACUGGAUGCCGAGAUUAGAGCCAAACAAACCAUCCAGGAUGAGCUCAACAAAGUCAAAGCAUCGCAUAUGGCCACAGACUGCAAGCUGGAGGAGUUGGAGAAGAAGAACCAGGACCUGCAGGCAGAGAUCCAGAGGCUGAAACAGGAAACUGAGAAUCUGCACACGUCUAAAGGGGUCAAGCACCAAGACUCCCAGAAUUCCUUCCUGGCAUUCCUCAAUGCUCCGACCUCGGCCCUGGAUCAGUUUGAUCGCUCCACUGCCUGUGGGCCGUCCGGCAAAGGCAGACGUAUCGACUCCAUUGAUAACUUCAGCCUGUCCAACACACCAUCCCGGGAGGAAGAUGGAAGAUCCCAGGUCACGUCCCACUCUCGCUCACCCUCAACCACCAGCGAUAUGGAGUCUCAAGAGCAGGUAGAUCAGCCACAACGAGGUGCACAAACUCCCAUGCGGUCAGGAUACAGUAGCUCUGCUCACAGCACACCUAAACCAAAAGCCCAUCAGUUUGUGGUGAAGACCUUCAAUGCACCCACUAAAUGUAACCAGUGUACGUCUCUAAUGGUGGGACUUAUCCGACAGGGCUGUUCGUGUGAAGUCUGUAACUUCUCCUGUCAUGUGACGUGUGCGGACAAAGCUCCUGCUGUGUGUCCGAUUCCACCGGAUCAAACCAAAGGACCGCUGGGUAUCGACCCCCAGAAGGGCAUCGGCACAGCUUAUGAGGGGAAAGUGCCCAAACCAUUAGGUGUGAAGAAGGGAUGGCAGAGGGCCAUCGCUGUGGUCUGUGACUUCAAACUCUUCUUAUACGAUCUCCCAGAGGGCAAAGCUGCUCAGCCUGGUGUCGUGGUGAACCAGGUUAUUGACAUGAGGGAUGAGGAAUUUUCUGUUAGCUCAGUUUUGGCAUCAGAUGUCAUUCAUGCGAACAGGAAGGACAUUCCCUGUAUUUUUAGGGUCACUGCAUCACAACUCUCUUCAUCCAGCAAUAAGAAAUGCUCCAUCUUGAUCCUAGCUGACAGCGAUCAGGAAAGAACCAAGUGGGUCGGCCUCCUGAACGAGCUGCACCGUCUCUUGAAGAAGAGCAAACUGAAAGAACGCUUUGUUUACGCCCCUAAAGAAGCGUACGACAGUACCUUGCCUCUCAUCAAAACCACACAGUCUGCUGCUAUUAUAGAUCAUGAGAGGAUAGCCCUGGGCAAUGAGGAAGGAUUGUACGUUAUUCACGUUACCAAAGAUGAUAUUAUCAAGGUAGGAGACAAUAAGAAGGUCCGUCAGAUUGAGCUGAUCCCAUCAGAACAGUUAAUCGCAGUGAUAUCGGGCCGAAACGGCCAUGUACGGCUUUACCCAAUGACAGCCCUGGAUGACCGUGAGGCCAAUUUUCACAAGAUAGCGGAGACCAAAGGCUGCCAAGCUCUGGUUUCUGGCACGAUCAGACAAGGAUCUCUCACAUACCUCUUCGUGUAUAUGAAAAAACCUGACAAGGUGAUGAUCUACGAGCUCAACAAGAGCAAAACACGUCAUCGGAAGCUGCGGGAUAUUUUCAUCCCGGGAUCCGUGCAGUGGAUGGGUCUCCAGGGCGACAAGCUCUGCGUGGGCAUCCAGGCCGGGUUCCUGCGCUUUAAUCUUCAGGGGGAUGAACCUCCCUUUAGCCUCCUCCACCCUGACGAUCACACCCUGGCCUUCAUCGAGCAGCUGAGGCUGGACGCUCUCUGCGCAGUGGAGAUCUCCAGUAAAGAGCUGCUCUUGUGCUUCAGCAGUAUCGGCGUGUACGUGGACUGUCAGGGCAGACGGUCACGACAGCAGGAGCUGAUGUGGACGGCUACACCCACCGCAUGUCGUUAUAAUGCACCUUAUCUGUCAGUGUAUAGUGAGAAUGCAGUGGAUGUAUUUGACGUCAACACUAUGGAGUGGAUUCAGACGAUGCCUUUGAAAAAGGUUCAUCCUCUGAACGCUGAUGGCUCUCUAAACCUGCUGGGGCUGGAGACCGUACGGCUCGUCUACUUUAAAAACAAGACAGCAGAGGGAGAUGAGCUGGUGGUGCCAGAGACAUCUGAUAAGAGCCGCAAACAGAUGGUGCGCAGUAUGACGAGCAAACGCCGCUUUUCGUUCCGCGUGCCAGAGGAGGAGAGAGUUCUGCAGAGGAGGGAGAUGCUGAGAGACCCAGAAAUGAGGAAUAAGUUGAUUUCAAACCCAACAAACUUCAACCAUGUGGUUCAUAUGGGCCCGGGAGACGGGAUCCAGAUCCUGAAAGAUCUGCCAAUGCCCGGUUCUCCUCUCCCCUCUCCUCACCUGCGCCUCAUCUCCACCCCUACAAGCUUUGAGCAUGUCUAUCACAUGACUGUCACCUCUGCUGACAACUUCCUGUCCCAGGACUCCUCCCCUCUCUCCUCACGCUCCCUGUCCCUCAGCUCCGCCCCCGGGACCCCUGCUUCCGUCUGCUCUCUGAAUAUGCGCCCUCAGGAGAGCCGUGGUGUCCUGGGAGCAUCCGUCAGUAUCCCCUCCAUCAGCAAGGCCAGGCCUGAACCAGGCCGAUCUAUGAGUGCCAGCAGUGGCCUUGGCACACGCUCCUCCUCUCAAAAUGGCAGUGCACUGAGACGGGACCUUUCUGUUGGCAGCUACGGUUCCACCAAACGGCAGAUGACGUCUGAUGGCUCGCUGUCAUCCGGAGGGGGCAUUGAUGCCCCCCUGUCCCAUUUUGACAGAGAGUGGCCGGGAGUGUCACCUACAGAGAAGACUCCUGAUCUGAAAAGGGCUUUAAGGACCCUGCUUAGUAAGCUGAAGGAUUCAGACUCGCCACGUCACUCCACGGCCUCCAACAGCUCUAACCUGAGCAGCCCACCGAGCCCUUCAUCCUCACACAAGAGCAAGUCUCUGGAGCGCGGUGAGCACCUGGGCUGGGAGACAUGAGCUCGGCCCCUAUCCCACUUCCUUCUGACGUCCUGUGGGGCCCUGAGAGAGACCGAGAGCCGACUCCUUAUACGUCAUAUUCCUAAACACGCUGCUGGGCCCAGGUGUGUGUGUUUGCGUGUAUUAGUGUGCAUAUGCAUUACACGUGUGAUUGUUGUACACACGCACAUUACCGUGCACCUUACAUCCCUUUUGAGUGGACCCAUCACCACACUUCCUGUUCCUGUGAUGAUGGGGGAACAGACCACUGAGUGUAGCUUAUCACCUACCGCCACCGGUGUGGACGGGGUCGAAAACGACCAAGACAGAGCUUUAACCUGAAUUUAUCAGUGUUUGUUGACGAGUGUGCCUCAUCUAACACAAGAAAAAAAAUAUGCAUUCAGAAGUCUUAAUGGACCGGGGGGAUGUUACUUUAAACGCAUAACACUAAAGAUCAUGAAAACAUUCAUCGUGGAUCAUGGAAAACUGUUCGUGGCAUUCCAAUCCGUGUGAUAAAACAUGAACACUUCAAUUGAGUUCAGCCCCAAUCGAUAGAGCGGCACUACUGUAUAACUCAGCCUCUACCCUCCAGUGCCAUGCCGACCUUCACAGUCAGAGGUCAGAGUUCAACAAUAGAUUCUGAGUUCAAUAAUGUAAAUAGAGUUUAAGUAGAGUAUAAUAUAUAAUGAAAUCAUAACUCUAUUCUGUUGUUAAAUAAGUGUGACUUGGCUUUGAGAGAGUCGUCUUUCCUUUUUAUUUUCCCGGUCAAGGUUCUAGUGUUUUAUGAAGACAUUUUAUGUCAAUUUAAGCAUUAUUUUGUCAAGAUAUGCUAGUUUUUCAUAAUUCCAUUGAAAUUGUCAAGAUUUGCAAGGGAACACUACAAAAAAAAGUAUUGGGCCUCAUUCAUGAAACACAAGGAGAGCCAUUCUUAUGUGCAAUUUUCCAUUGAAUAUGACGUUAACAAGCUUGCAGUGAAAUCAUUCAUAAAAACAUCCAUGCUUAAAUUGUUGCAUUAAACAUUCACAUUCAUAAAAUCUUGUAUAUUCUAUAACUGAAAGCAAGGUACACGAUUCUACAGCAAAUUGUUUGUAUAACAAUUCUUGCUUAAUUGUUACAUUUUGUAAAACCAUUCUUGCAUAAAUUUUUGUAUUAAAUGCAAGCUUCACAUGGUUGCCAUUAAAUUUCACCACAAGGUCUCCACAGUGAAGUUUUUCAUAAAUCAUUAUGUAAAUUGUCGUUUGAAUUGUCAUCAUAAAAUAGUUUGAACUAAUUCUUGAGUGAAAUUGUUGCACUGAAUGUGAGACACAGAAGACAAAAGUGAAGUUGUUUGUAAAAAAAAAACAAAACAAAAACAUUCUUGCGUAAAAUUGCUUUGAAUACAUUUACGAGGGGCAGCAGUGAAA
Molecule: messenger RNA, 7916 nt
Organism: Cyprinus carpio (common carp)
Lineage: Eukaryota; Metazoa; Chordata; Actinopteri; Cypriniformes; Cyprinidae
Product: serine/threonine-protein kinase MRCK alpha-like
Exons: 40
Coding region: 988-6534 (1848 amino acids)
Biological process (GO): peptidyl-threonine phosphorylation; actomyosin structure organization
Cellular component (GO): cytoplasm; actomyosin; cytoskeleton
Molecular function (GO): ATP binding; protein serine/threonine kinase activity
Source: RefSeq, a predicted model, not a curated record